AUGGAGGCCAUCUGGCUAUACCAGUUCCGGCUCAUUGUCAUCGGGGAUUCCACGGUGGGCAAGUCCUGUCUGAUCCGCCGCUUCACCGAGGGCCGCUUUGCCCAGGUUUCGGACCCCACCGUGGGGGUGGAUUUUUUCUCCCGUCUGGUGGAGAUCGAGCCAGGAAAACGCAUCAAGCUCCAGAUCUGGGAUACCGCGGGUCAAGAGAGGUUCAGAUCCAUCACUCGCGCCUACUACAGGAACUCUGUAGGUGGUCUUCUCUUAUUUGACAUUACCAACCGCAGGUCCUUCCAGAAUGUGCAUGAGUGGUUAGAAGAGACCAAAGUACACGUUCAGCCCUACCAAAUCGUAUUUGUCCUGGUAGGUCACAAGUGUGACCUGGAUACACAGAGGCAAGUGACUCGCCACGAGGCAGAGAAACUGGCUGCUGCAUACGGCAUGAAGUACAUUGAGACGUCAGCCCGAGACGCCAUUAACGUGGAGAAGGCCUUCACAGACCUGACAAGAGACAUAUAUGAGCUGGUUAAACGGGGGGAUAUUACAAUCCAGGAGGGAUGGGAAGGGGUGAAGAGUGGAUUUGUACCAAACGUGGUUCACUCUUCAGAAGAGGUUGUCAAAUCAGAGCGGAGAUGCCUGUGCUAGUCAGCUGUC
Enhydra lutris kenyoni (northern sea otter) is the source of this 651-nucleotide messenger RNA. Its product is annotated as RAB39B, member RAS oncogene family. The transcript has 2 exons. Lineage: Eukaryota; Metazoa; Chordata; Mammalia; Carnivora; Mustelidae. The record is from RefSeq and is a predicted model, not a curated record. Bases 1 to 642 code for a protein of 213 amino acids. Gene Ontology annotation, molecular function: GTP binding; GTPase activity. Gene Ontology annotation, biological process: Rab protein signal transduction. Gene Ontology annotation, cellular component: Golgi membrane.